This is a messenger RNA of Hippopotamus amphibius kiboko, 4839 nucleotides long. It is a transcript of the gene NPHP4, whose product is annotated as nephrocystin 4. Gene Ontology annotation, biological process: protein localization to ciliary transition zone; negative regulation of canonical Wnt signaling pathway. The coding region runs from base 206 to 4528 and encodes 1440 amino acids. The transcript has 30 exons. The record is from RefSeq and is a predicted model, not a curated record. NCBI's taxonomy places the organism in Eukaryota, Metazoa, Chordata, Mammalia, Artiodactyla, Hippopotamidae. Gene Ontology annotation, cellular component: cytoskeleton; ciliary transition zone; non-motile cilium.
CCGGCGGGUGGCGGCGGGUCGGGCGCCCCUCGGCCGGUCCUCGGGCCGCAAGGCCUGCGGCUGCGGUGCGCACCGCCGGCCGCCGGGCCUCUGGACCCGUCUGAGGGGCACUUCCUCGAGAGCUUGCGGCUCGCCGCCCCGGGGCGGGCGGAGCCGCGGUCUCCUAGGUAACCCGAGAGGCCCCAGUGACCCGCAGACCAGCAGAAUGCAGGACUGGCACGGAAUCUUUGAGCAAAACCAGCUGGUCCCUCCCCAUGCACAGAGAGCACGCCAGCCUCUGAAGGAGUCGACGGCGUUUCAGUGUGUCCUCAAGGGGCUUGAUGGCCCGCUAAUCAAGCAGGGCGUGCUGGACGUGCUGUCGGAGGUGGGCUGCCACCUGCGUGUGUCUCUCUUUGACAUUACCUACCGACACUUCUUCGGGAGGACGUGGAAGACCUCGGUGAGGCCCGCGGAGCUGCUCUGCAGGCAGCCACCUGGGAUCGUCUUCAGUGAGCCCUUGUAUUUCCACACAUCCUUGAACCACCCUAACAUCGUGGCCGUGGUGGAAGUGGUCGCUGAAGGCAGGAGACGGGAUGGGACCCUCCAGACUUUGUCCUGUGGGUUUGGAAUCCUUCGGAUCUUCAGCAACAAACCGGAAUCUCCUACCUCUGCCUCCCAGGACAGACGGUUGAGACUGUACCACGGCAGCCCCCGAGCCCUCCUGCACCCGCUGCUCCAGGACCCCGUAGAACAAAACAAGCACAUGACCCUCAUUGAGAACUGCAGCCUGCAGUACACACUGAGGCCACACCCUCUCCUGGAGCCUGUGUUCCACCUUCUUCCCGAGAACCUUCUGGUGUCUGGUCUGCAGCAGAUACCUGGCCUCCUUCCAGCUCAUGGAGACUCAGGGGACGCCCUCCGGAAGCCUCGCCUUCAGAAGCCUCUCACGUGGUACCUGGACGAUUUGUUCUUCACGCUGUAUCCCUCGCUGGAGAAGUUCGAGGAGGAGCUUCUGGAACUUGUGAUCAGCGAUCACUUCCGGGAGGUACAGUCUCAGGCGGGCAGCCCGCUGGAUGGCGGUGCCCUGGAGAUCUUGGAGCGGCGCCUGUGCGUGGGUGUGCACAACGGGCUGGGCUUCGUGCAGAGGCCGCAGGUGGUGGUGCUGGUGCCCGAGCUGGAGGUGGCCUUGACGCGCUCUGCCAGCUUCAGCAGGAAAGUCGGCUCCUCUUCGAAGGCCAGCUCUGGAAACCAGGCUCUGGUCCUGAGAAGCCGCCUCCGGCUCCCUGAGAUGGUCCGCCAGCCUGCGUUUGCCAUCGUCUUCCAGCUGGAGUACGUGUUUAACAGCCCGUCGGGGGCGGACGGCAACGCAGCUUCGGUCACCUCCUUGCCCGGCCUGGCGUGUAUGCACACGGUCCGCUGGGCGGUCUGGAACCCCUUGCUGGAGGCCGGCUCCGGGCGGGUGACGUUACCUCUGCAGGGCGGGAUCCGGCCCAACCCCUCGCACUGCCUGGUCUAUAAGGUACCCCCAGCCAGCAGGAGCUCCGAAGAGGUGAAGCAGGUGGAGUCGGGGACGGUCCAGUUCCAGUACUCAGUGAGCCCUGAAGGACACCCGGACACACCCACGGGGUACGCCAGUCGCCCCCAGGCAGAGCGGCAGCCUUCCCGGAAGCCACCCACGUCCCCUUCAAGUCCACCAGCAUCGCCAUCCCAGGGACUUGCUGCCCUUCAGGACUCGCCCGUGGGACCAGGGCUGUCGCUUUCCCAGCUGGCGGCUUCCCCACAGUCCCCGGCUCAGCGCCGUUCCCGCUCGGCCAGACCCUCCUCGCAGCCACCAGGGAGCCCCAAGCUCUCCCCGGCCCUGGCCCCAGCCCUGGGGGGGUUCCCCUUGGAGGGCAGGAUCUCUCACCUGGAAGCUGACCUGAGCCAGACGUCCUUGGUCCUGGGGACAUCUGCUGCUGACCAGUUGCAGGAACUGCCUUUCACGCCUGUGCACGCCCCGAUCGUCGUUGGGGCCCAGACCAGGAGCUCUGGAGGGAAGCUGUCACGGGCCUCCCUGGCGCUGCUGCAGUCCGCCGGCUUUCCGGAGAUUCUGGAUGCCAACAAGCAACCAGCCGAGGCCGUGAAUCCUGCAGAUCCCGUGAACUUCAGCCCUCAGAAGGAAGAAUCAGACUGUCUGCAAAGCAGUGAGAUAGUGCUGCAGUUUCUUGCCUUUAGCAGGUUGUCCCAGGACGACCAGGCCGCGCCGUGGCCGCAGACUGUGUACUUCACCUUCCAGUUCUACCGCUUCCCCCCCGAGACAACGCCGCGGCUACAGCUGGUCGAGCUGGACGAGGCCGGGAGGACCAGCUCGGCCUCCCUGUCGCACAUCCUUGCCCUGAUUCACAGGGACGGCUCCUUUGAUGCGGGGUGUCCGGGCUUUCAGCUGAAGUACCUGGUGGACCCCGGCUUCCUGAGACCCGGGGAGCAGCGCUGGUUUGCCCGCUACCUGGCCAUGCAGACCCUGCAGAUUGACGUCUGGGAUGGAGACUCCUUGCUUCUCGUCGGAUCCACUGCUGUUCAGAUGAAGCACCUCCUCCGCCAAGGACGGCCGGCCGUGCAGGUCUCACACGAACUUGAGGUCGUGGCGACUGAAUGUGAACAGGGCGCCACGGUGGUGGGCGGAGACCUGGCCAGGUUUGGUUGUGUCAAGCCCAUCGAUGUGCACACGGUGGUGAAGGGCCGGCUGCACCUGAUCUUGGCCAACGUGGGGCGCUUGUGUGAGCAGCGGGUGAGGCGUCCCAGCUCGCUGCCGCCCGCCAGGUCGAGGGUCAUCUCGAGUGAGGGAGCCAGCGGCUUCGCGGGAGGCAGCCUCCUCACGCCCGGGGGCCCCAGACCAGUGAAAAAUGUGGUCCAAGCGCAGAAACUGGCCGACGUGGACGGCGAGCUGGCAGCCCUGCUCUUCACGCCCCCGAGGCAGGGGACCCGGGGACCCCAAGGUGCCAGCUGCGAGGGGGACGCCGUCCGCAGGCGCAAGCUGGAACGCAUGAGGGCCAUGCGCCUGCAAGAGCACGGAGCAGAGCCGGGCCACCGCGGGCUGGGUGCACUGGCCCAGCAGAGCGCCCGUGCCCAGCACGCGCGAGACCUGCAGGUGAUCGCCGCCUACCGGGAGCGCACCAAGGCCGAGAGCAUCGCCAGUGCGCUGAGCACGGCCAUCACCACGCAGCACACUGUCCACGCCACGCUGGGCGCCGCCGAGUUCUUUGAGUUCGCUCUUAGGAACCCCCACAGCACGCAGCACACCGUGACCAUCGAGAUAGACAACCCUGAGCUCAGCCUCAUCCUGGACGGUCGGGAGUGGCGGUACUUCAAGGAGGCGGCCGACCUGCACACACCCCUGGAGGAGGACAUGUUCCACCUGCGGGGCAGCCUGGCCCCCCAGCUCUUCCUGCGCCCCCGGGAGACGGCCCACAUCCCCUUCAAGUUCCAGACCUUCUCUGCGGGUCCGCGGGCCUCGGCGCAGGUCUCUGCUGAGCUGAGAUCUGAGAACGACACGGACACCGGGUCACCUCGUAAGUCCAGCACGAUGCCCACCAAGCACGCCAAGGUCCUGUUCCGCGUGGGCAGCGGCAAGCCCAUCGCCGUGCUCUGCCUGACCGUGGAGCUGCAGCCCCACGUGGUGGACCAGGUCUUCCGCUUCUACCACCCGGAGCUCACCUUCCUGAAGAAGGCCAUCCGCCUGCCGCCCUGGCACACGCUUCCAGGUGCUCCUGUGGGGAUGCCCGGCGAGGAGCCCCCGGUGCACGUCCGAUGUAGUGACCCAAACGUCAUUUGCGAGACCCAGAACGCGGGCCCCGGGGAGCCACGCGACGUGUUCCUGAAGGUAGCCAGUGGUCCCAGCCCAGAGAUCAAAGACUUCUUUGUCACCAUUUACACGGACCGCUGGCUGGCGACGCCCGUGCAGACCUGGCAGGUGCACCUCCACUCCCUGCAGCGCGUGGACGUCUCCUGUGUCACCGGCCAGCGGACCCGCCUGGCCCUUGUCCUUCGGGGGACGCAGACGGCUCGGAAAGUGAAGGCUUUCAGCUCCCACCCCCAGGAGUUGACGACGGACCCCAAAGGCGUCUUCGUGCUGCCCCCUCACGCGGUGCAGGACCUGCACGUGGCCGUGAGGCCCCGCGGGGCCGGCAGCCGCUUCGUGCACCUCAACCUGGUCGACGUGGACUCCCACCAGCUGCUGGCCUCGUGGCUGGUCUGCCUCUCCUGCCGCCUGCCCCUCAUCUCCAAGGCCUUUGAGAUCACGCUGCCUGCCGGGGGCGGGAAGGGCGCCAACAAGCGCAUCACCUACACCAACCCCUACCCCUCGCGGAGGGCCUACCGCCUGCACAGCGACCACCCCCGCCUGCUGCAGUUCAAGGAGGAUGCCUUCCAGGUCGGGGGCGGCGAGACCUACACCAUCGGCCUGCGGUUCGCGUCGCGCCAGAGAGCCGGGGAGGAGGAGAUUCUGAUUUACAUCAAUGACCAUGAGGACAAAAACGAGGAAACGUUUUGCGUGAAGGUCAUCUACCGGUGAAGGAGCGGCCGGGGCCGUCCUGCCGCUGCUCAGGGUCAGGCUCCUGGAGCGCGGGACCGUGAACUCGGCCGAGCGAGCGGUCGCCGUGCCCUUGACCGUUUGUGAUGCCCGCUCUGGUCAGGCCGCUGCCAGUAGCAACCGCCUAGCAGCCCGCGGGAGUCCUGCCCGCGGACGUGCGCGCCCGGUGUGGCUGGGGCCCGUUUCUCUCUGUGGCACGCGGGGGAUCGUCCCUCUUUAUGACUUUAGGAUUUACCUUCAGCACUUGUAUCUUCUGAAUCAUUUUAAAUGAUAAAAUUAUGUUUUUUAACUGA